Messenger RNA from Acanthosepion pharaonis, 831 nucleotides. The record is from the annotation of a GenBank genome assembly. Lineage: Eukaryota; Metazoa; Mollusca; Cephalopoda; Sepiida; Sepiidae.
AUGCCCAGCGGCAAAGGAAUUAGAAAAAUUCCUGUGUAUAAAUUAAAAUCAUUUAUAUUAUACGUUAUUUUCUGUGGAACUCUUUCUCUUUAUCAUUCUCUAUUUCUCUGUCGUAUUAUUUUAUCUAUCUAUCUAUCUAUCUAUCUAUCUAUCUAUCUAUCUAUCUAUUCCUCCUCCUCCUCAAAUCUGUCUAUAUAUUCAUUCACUUCAAAUCUAUCUAUCUAUCUAUCUAUCUAUCUAUCUAUCUAUCUAUCUAUCUAUCUAUCUAUCUAUCUAUCCUCUUCAAAUGCAUUUAUCUAUCUAUUCUUUCUCUUCAAAUUUAUCUAUCUAUAUAUUCAUUCACUUCAAAUCUAUCUAUCUAUCUAUCUAUCUAUCUAUCUAUCUAUCUAUCUAUCUAUCUAUCUAUUCCUCCUCCUCAAAUCUGUCUAUAUAUUCAUUCACUUCAAAUCUAUCUAUUCCUCCUCCUCAAAUCUGUCUAUAUAUUCAUUCACUUCUAUCUAUCUAUCUAUCUAUCUAUCUAUCUAUCUAUCUAUCUAUCUAUCUAUCUAUCUAUCUAUCUAUUCCUCCUCCUUAAAUCUGUCUAUAUAUUCAUUCACAUCAAAUCUAUCUAUCUAUCUAUCUAUCUAUCUAUCUAUCUAUCUAUCUAUCUAUCUCAAUGAAAAAACGUUGGAAAAUGUAAAUAACCUGCCUGCUCUUAUCUAUCUAUCUAUCUAUCUAUCUAUCUAUCUAUCUAUCUAUCUAUCUAUCUAUCUAUCUAUUCUCUUCAAAUCUAUUAAUCUAUUCUUCAUAUCUAUCUAUCCAUCUAUCUAUCUAUUCUCUUCAAAUCUAUAA